UUUAUUGAUGUUAAACUGAUGACUUCACACAUUAAUAUAUUUUUGCCCCUUGCACAAGCGCUCUAUAAAAUCUUGUCUGGCCACUUAUCUUGCUCUCGUUCUCAGUCAUAGCAAUGAAGACUAUUGUGUUUGCUUUACUGGUGGUGGCUGUGGCUGCCGGUACAAAUGAUGAUAAAAUCAUUGGGGGUUUUGAAUGCGCACCUCACUCCCAGCCCUGGCAGGCGUAUCUCACCUAUGAUGAUGGUCAACGCUGGUGUGGAGCGUCUUUGAUUAAUAAACGCUGGCUCGUGUCAGCCGCUCACUGUUACCUUACACCUUCCCGUCUUGUUGCGCAUCUGGGAGAGCACAACGUCUUUGUUAUUGAAGACACAGAGCAGCGAUUCUACGUGGAUAAUGCGAUUCCUCACCCAGAUUAUAAUGACUAUACGUAUGACAAUGACAUCAUGCUGAUUAAGCUUAAUCGACCUGUUGUAUAUAACGAUUAUAUAGAGCCAAUCUCUCUGGCGACCAGUUGCUCUAGUACAGGAGCGGAAUGCUUAGUUUCUGGAUGGGGCAAUCAGAUCAACACUGGAGUUAAUUAUGCGUCUGUACUGCAGUGUUUGAAUUUGCCUGUAAUCUCAAGAGAAGACUGUGAAGGUGCGUAUGGCUCUAUGAUUACCAAUAACAUGCUCUGUGCUGGAUUCUUAGAAGGAGGCAAAGACUCAUGUCAGGGUGAUUCUGGUGGACCUCUUGUAUGCAAUGGGAAACUUCAAGGAGUUGUUUCCUGGGGCUAUGGCUGUGCUCUAUCAGGCUAUCCUGGGGUUUAUGCUGAGGUUUGCCGCUACAAUGACUGGAUCAACGACACCAUAGCUAACAACUAACUGUUUGUUUGGCCUGGCUCGUCUUUUUAAUUCACAGUUGAUUAUCAUUUAUUGUUUAAUAUUUCUAAUUAAAUCAUAUUGGGACAGAUA
Misgurnus anguillicaudatus (oriental weatherfish) is the source of this 950-nucleotide messenger RNA. Its product is annotated as trypsin. Lineage: Eukaryota; Metazoa; Chordata; Actinopteri; Cypriniformes; Cobitidae. Gene Ontology annotation, cellular component: secretory granule. The record is from RefSeq and is a predicted model, not a curated record. Gene Ontology annotation, biological process: proteolysis. Gene Ontology annotation, molecular function: serine-type endopeptidase activity.